Molecule: messenger RNA, 1077 nt
Organism: Chaetomium strumarium
Lineage: Eukaryota; Fungi; Ascomycota; Sordariomycetes; Sordariales; Chaetomiaceae
Exons: 3
Coding region: 1-1077 (358 amino acids)
Source: RefSeq, a predicted model, not a curated record
AUGAGUCAAGCGCCUUGCUUCCCGAGUGGCGGCGGACUGCCGGCAGCUGAACCGCUGCGUGGUCCGGUUCUUUCGAGUGACAGUGGUCAGGCGCCUUCAGCUCCUCAUGCUCUGCCUCAGAAAACCCCAGGGCGCCAACGGCCGGAACGCCCGCUAAGAAGCCGCCUGCUGCAACGACUCGAGGCGAGCCUUGCCGUCGAUCCAGACAAGGAGGUGAUACUGCCGGUGCUGGUUGUUGGUGCGGAUCUGAGGCAGCAUGCCCUUCUGGCUCGUUUCAGUCAGCUCUACGAGCUGUCGCUGGUGACGGACGCUGCAGUUCGCUUUCUCGGUUUCGAGCCACUCAGCCUCCCCGCCGGUGUCCUGAAACCCUUCAGCUGCCCCCUGGGGCGUAUCAACCCCGUGCGCUACGUGGGACUGGUGGUCGAGCAAGCGCGGAAUAACCUCUCACAAACCACAAUUGGGCAUGUCAUUGUACUGGACGGCAGGUUCAAUGACAGGGGGCCUGAUCUGUAUCUGGGACGGCGAUUCUUGCAGGAUGUUUUCGAUGGAGGCCUUCCGCCAAAGGCCGCAUACGCCGUCGGCGGCGCGGGGCAGCAGAGCAAUCUCCCCAAUCCCAUGAGCCUUGGUCAAUUUGGCAAUCCAAAUCCACCCUCUUGGACGCCGGUGAUGCCCGUGGGGACCGCAGCACAGCAAUUUUGGGGGCAAACUCAAAUGCCUUCUUGGCCGGGGCAAGGAGGCGGCAGCAGCAGCCUAUCAUACGCUCAACCCUCCGAAGGAUUCCCCGUUGCGAACCAAACUUCGGUCCUCCCCGCGCCGCAGAUCCCCAUGGCCGGAAACACAGGUGCCCUGCUGUACUACGCCCAAGCAGCAGGCGGUGCAUACCCGUACGAAUUCCCACAAUCGACGCAGACACCCGAAGAACAACACGCCCCUGGGCCUGGGGGUCAGGAGAUGCCGCUGUGGAACGCUAGCAACAUCGUCUCGAAUCAAUUGCUGUUCGCAUCACCACCACCACCACCACCACCACAGGACUUCGAUCCCAGCUUUGGCAUCAAUGGCGACCGGGAGGUUUAUUAA